Molecule: messenger RNA, 2714 nt
Organism: Austrofundulus limnaeus
Lineage: Eukaryota; Metazoa; Chordata; Actinopteri; Cyprinodontiformes; Rivulidae
Gene: plk1
Product: polo-like kinase 1 (Drosophila)
Exons: 11
Coding region: 357-2102 (581 amino acids)
Biological process (GO): mitotic spindle organization; protein phosphorylation
Cellular component (GO): cytoplasm; spindle pole; nucleus
Molecular function (GO): protein binding; protein serine/threonine kinase activity; ATP binding
Source: RefSeq, a predicted model, not a curated record
AAAAUUUGUAUUAGAAACUGUUUUCAUAAGGCAGGACGGGACUCCAGGCUAGCUAUCGUCGGAUACGGCUUUCAGGUUAUUCCAUAUUUAUCGCCGAUUAUUUUAGAUUCUUAUGUUUGAAUGCGCCGGGUUGACCUCUAGAAACUAUCGUGAAUUAACACUUGCGUCCACAAAGAGUAAACGUAAGUUUUGAUUUAAACCGAUAAGUGUAUGGAAGACAGCUAGCUUCCCAGGCUGAAAGUCGAUUGAGUUAGGGGCUAACAAUAGUUUGAGCCUUGCAGCUAUCGUCACAACGUCGGCCGUAGAGGGGGAAAUAUUUUUUUUGUAAGUAGACCGAAUAUUUUUUUUAAUACAACAUGAGUGCUGGUACUGCAAAACCGACGCACCCGUCGACACAUGUGGAUCCGAAAUCCGCACCUCUGAAAGAAAUCCCAGAUAUUCUUGUUGACCCACGCACCAAGAAAAGAUACACGAGAGGACGGUUCCUGGGGAAAGGUGGCUUCGCGAAAUGCUACGAAAUUACAGACGUGGCGACGAAGACUGUUUUCGCUGGCAAAAUAGUGCCCAAAGCUUUGAUACUGAAGCAGCACCAGAGGGAGAAGAUGACUUCGGAAAUCGCCAUUCACAAAAGUCUAAGUCACGCGAAUGUGGUCGGAUUCCACGGGUUUUUCGAGGACGACGACUUUGUUUUUGUGGUCCUGGAAAUCUGCAGGAGAAGGUCCCUGCUGGAGCUGCACAAGCGUCGUAAAGCCGUGACUGAGCCUGAAGCUCGCUAUUACAUGACCCAGCUGCUGAAGGGUGUCCAGUACCUGCACAACAACAAAGUCAUCCACAGAGACCUGAAGCUGGGCAACAUCUUCCUCAAUGAUGACAUGGAUGUCAAGAUAGGCGACUUUGGUUUGGCAACUAAGAUUGAGUUUGAUGGYGAACGAAAGAAGACUUUGUGCGGAACGCCCAACUACAUAGCUCCUGAGGUGCUUUGUAAAAAAGGCCACAGUUAUGAAGUGGAUGUCUGGUCACUUGGGUGCAUAUUGUACACUUUGUUGGUGGGCAAGCCUCCGUUUGAGACCUCCUGUUUGAAGGACACCUACAGUCGCAUCAAGAAAAACAACUACACCAUCCCCUGGCACGUCAACCCAGCCGCCGCGGCUCUCAUCAAAAGGAUGCUGCACGCCGAUCCUUCCCAGAGACCGACCGUCGCYGAGCUGCAGAGCGACGAGUUCUUCACGUCGGGCUACAUCCCCCUGCGCCUGCCCACCACUUGUCUCACUGUAGCCCCGCGCUUCUCCAUCGCCCCCUCCACGGCUGCAGAGCUCAGCCAGCGACGCCCUCUGACGGCUCUGAACAAGGUUGGCACAGAGAAGAUGGAGGUGAAAUAUGAGCCCGCRCGAAGUGAGACUGAACAAUCAGAAAACUACCUGAAAGACAUGCUGCUGCARCUGGAAAGCAUCAAUGCAUCCAAACCCUCGGAGGGGCCCCUCAUCAGACAGGAGGAAGCAGAAGAUCCUGCAUGCAUCCCCAUCUUCUGGAUCAGCAAAUGGGUUGAUUACUCAGAUAAAUAUGGUCUAGGCUACCAGCUGUGUGACAACAGUGUGGGUGUUCUGUUCAACGAUUACACUCGUCUCAUCAUGUACGCUGAUGGAGACAGUCUGCAGUAUAUAGACAAGACUGCUGCUGAAUCCUUCCUCAGUGUUCGCUCGGUUCCCUCUGCUCUCAACAAAAAGAUAACGCUGCUGAAAUACUUUCGCAACUACAUGAGCGAGCACCUGCUGAAAGCCGGGGCCAACAUGGCGCGACGGGAUGGAGAUGAGCUGGCGCGGCUGCCUUACCUCUCCCUGUGGUUCAGAACUAAAAGCGCCAUCGUCCUGCACCUCAGCAACGGCACCGUCCAGAUCAACUUCUUCCAGGACCACACUAAGCUCAUCCUGUGUCCUCUGAUGGGCGCCGCCACCUACAUUGACGAGAAGCGGGACUUCCGCACGUACAAGCUGUCUCUGCUGGAGGAGUUCGGCUGCAGCCCGGAGCUGGCCAGCCGCAUGCGUUACGCCAAGCUGAUGGUCGAGAAGCUGCUGGUCAGCAAGCCUUCCUCUGUCGACAGUUAGACAAGUUUUUUCCCCGACACUUCAAUCACUGUCUCGUAUAGUCCCAGAACUUUGAAGUUGUGUGCUUUGUUUCAAGGGAGGCAAUUCUUUUCAAMCCCCUCAUUUUCUUAAAUGUCUUUCUUAAAACUCUGACUUUCUUCAUAAAGCUUAUACUAUUUGACAUAAACGUUCCUGCUAACAUUACUGUUGAUCUGUUGAAAUAAACUUGAAAGCAAAGACAAACAAUCUGUUAAAAUACAUCAACAAAAAGUUGCGAAGUUCCUCUUUUAAAAAAAAAUAUGGAUAUUUUAUCUUUUUUGUUCGUGCUUGAACUCUCCAGCAGUGAGGAGACGAGCCUCUCCAACACUGCAGAUGAGUAAACCUCUGGUCUUUUUGAURUUUACAGGUUUUGUUUGUUUGCAGAGAAGUGCACCAUGUUUAUACGUCUCUAUCAUGUACAUUCUUCUGUCAUUUCCUGUUUUGUUUUUGUUAUUUUGUAACUUUUUUUUUUGUUUGUUUUAGAUGAGAGGUUUUUCAACAAGGUAAACACACUUGUACAUACUUUUGAAAAUGAUUUAAAAAUUGAAUACCUCUGACCAAGCUUAAAUAAAGACUCUUUUUGGAACAAAAGCC